Messenger RNA from Orycteropus afer afer, 819 nucleotides. The record is from RefSeq and is a predicted model, not a curated record. Lineage: Eukaryota; Metazoa; Chordata; Mammalia; Tubulidentata; Orycteropodidae.
AUGACAGAAAAAAAAAUUGAAGAUGUUGACAAUCGAUCAAGUCCUUUAAAUAUCUUAAACGUAAAUCAGUUAGUAGUGAACCAAAAUAUUGAAGUUCUGGAAGUCUUCACUUGUUUUGAAACUAGUAACAAAUAUGAUAUCAUGAACAAGCACCAAGAGAGAAUCUAUUUUGCAGAAGAGAAAAGCAAUUGUUUCUUCAGACACGUUUGUGGAUAUUUGAGGCCUUUUACCAUAACAAUUUAUGAUAAUGUAGGCCGAGAUGUAAUUAUUCUGCAUAGAUCUCUAAGAUGGAGUUUUGCAUGGACUUUUUGUUGUAUUUUUAAAAUCAAAGUUGAGGCUCCACCUGGUAACACAAUUGGAUAUAUUUAUCAAUCCUGUCACCCAUUUUUGCCAAAGUUUAAAAUAAAAAAUGAGGAUAAAGAGGAUGUAAUGAAAAUCAGAGGGCCAUGCAUGCUCUGCAAAUGUUUCAAGAAUGUAAAUUUUAAUUUAUUAUCUCUGGAUGAAGAAAUACUUAUUGGAAAGAUUUCAAAAAAAUGGGCUGGAUUUAUGACUGAAGUAUUUACAGAUGCUAACAAAUUUAAGAUCAAGUUUCCAUAUGACCUUGAUGUUAAAAUGAAAGCAGUGCUGCUUGGAGCAUGUUUACUUAUUUCCUCAGCUCUUAACUCACAUCAUGGAUUCGGUAUUCACAUUGCAAAGGAAGCAAGCACUAGAGUGUCCUGGAAACAUAGUGAAUUCAAGAUCCUUUGUCUUGAUGAAAAUUCAGGCACUGUCAUUGAAAAUAGGGGGAAAAAAUGGCUUAUUCAAUGUGACUUCCUGUAA